GCUUCCCUUGCUUCUAUUCAGCUACGGCUCUGAUUAUAGUUGAUGCAUGCAUAUUUUCAAAAAAGAAAACCCAUUCAUCAAUGCUACAUCUUUUUUGGUUGUCAAGCAUUUUGAGGAGUUAUUUGUUCAAACAAAGUACAAGGAGGCUGCUGAGCUUGCUGCUGAAUCUCCUCGAGGCAUUCUCCGGACACCUGAUACAAUUGCCAAAUUUCGGAAUGUUCAUGUACAAGCUGGACAAAAUCAUCCAUUGUUACAAUAUUUUGCGACUCUAUUGACAAAAGGAAAGCUCAAUGCAUUUGAAUCAUUGGAACUAUCUUCGCUUGUUGUGAAUCAAGGCAAGAAGAACCUCUUGGAAAACUGGUUGGCGGAUGACAAGUUGGAAUGUAGCGAAGAACUUGGAGACCUUGUUAAGACUGUGGAUAAUGAUCUUGCUCUUAAAAUAUACACUAAAGCUCGGACCACCCCAAAAGUCAUUGAUGCUAAUGCGGAGAGAAAGGAGUUUGGCAAAAUACCAAUCUACUCAAAACAGGAUGCUCCGCCGCAACAUCAAGUUUUUAUCAACUUUCGAGGAGAACAGCUGCGUCAAAACUUUGUUAGCCAUCUUGUGGAAGCCCUUAGGAGAAAUGCGAUCAAUGUGUUUAUAGACAAUCAAGAGCUUAGAGGUGAAGAUAUCAGUAUUCUAUUGAAGAGGAUCGAGGAUUCUAGAAUCGCCAUUGUUGUGUUCUCGAGCAGGUACACAGAAUCAAGGUGGUGUUUGAGAGAGGCUGUGAAGAUCAAAGACUGUGUGGAGCAAGGCAUGCUCAAGGUGCUUCCCAUCUUCUACAAGGUGACUACAACCAGUGUGAAACAACUCAAAGGAGAGUUUGGUGACCAUUUCAGAGAUCGAGAGUGGGAAUAUCGGUUUGACAAACCGAGAAUUGAUAGAUGGAAAGAGGCGUUGGCCUUUCUUUCUGGUAAGCUUGGCCUCACGUUUGAUGAGAAAAGAUCUAUCGCCUCUUCACUCGUGUCUCCCAGAAUUUUGUUUCCCGUUGAUAAAGCUGAGGAGGGGGAAAUAAGUAUAGACAUGGAGGAAGACAUGGAUCUAACAGAAGAUGAUUUCAGAAAUGUGUCUGGCCAGUUUUCAGGGGAAGCAUCGAUAGUGGAGGUUCGGGAUGCUGUCAAUGUCAGUGUUGACACCGUUAAAGUGGAUGUUAGUUCUAAAUCUGGUGUUAAAAGACCCAGAACAAUCUCUCUGGAACAGCAACCUUCUGUCCAUGUUACUUAUAAACACUUAACAAGAAAUAGUAAGCAGAAGCUAGAAAGUUUAUUACAGCAAUGGUCAGAAUGGGAAGCAGAACAAAAUUCCUUGUCUGAGGAUCAAGAACAAGUACUAGAAUCUGGUGAUGAGACAUACUUUCCUGCUUUGCGUGUGGGAUUGCAGAAGACAUCAUCUUCAUAUUGGUUUGACUACCAAACUGGUCACAGUUCUUCGAAGAAGUCUGUUCCAGUGGAAAGUAGCACUACUCCUCUUUAUAAUCGUGGAUUUACAAUUGGUUUAGAUUCAUCCGGUGGUUCAAAUAACUUGGAAGGAGGCUUGGAGAUUAUUGAUGAUCCUCCACGGUGCUUCAAUUGUGGCGCAUACAGUCAUUCCAUUAGAGAAUGUCCAAAGCCUUUUGAUCGAUCAGCAGUUAGUAAUGCUCGGAGGCAACAUAAAAGCAAAAGAAAUCAGACUCCUGGAUCCCGUUUACCGUCCCGAUAUUAUCAGAGCCCUCAAGGUGGAAAAUAUGAUGGCUUGAAGCCUGGCUCACUUGAUGCAGAGACGCGUAAGCUUCUCGGUCUAAAGGAACUCGAUCCUCCUCCAUGGCUUCACAGAAUGCGAGAGAUUGGAUAUCCACCAGGAUAUUUAGGUGUAGAAGACAACGAUGAUCUCUCGGCAAUCACUAUAUUUGGUGAGGAAGAGACUAAAGAAGAGGAAGAAGGUAAGACUGAGGAAGGUGAAAUCUUGGAAAAAGCAAGCCCUCGAGAGCCAAGAAAGAUAAUGACAGUUGGGUUUCCCGGGAUUAAUGCACCCAUACCAGAAAACGCAGAUUCAUGGCUAUGGGAACAGAGGAAUAACACAGGACAUACUUAUUAUCAUGAUCACCUUCGACCACAAAAUUAUACAUAUGAGAUGGGCCCUCCAGGUAUUCAAUUGUCUUCGAGCUUUCCUCCAAGGGAACAUAGUCUGAUGGCGCCACCGCGUAAAAGGCCAUUGGACUUGAUGCCUGAUUUUCUUGAUGAAUCAGGAGAUUUCGAUGAGUUCAAUCAGCGGUUGAACAAUCUACCUGCGGAGUCGAAUGUUACAUCUGAAGAAGACGCACAGUUUCGUAGAUCGAGAUCGAAAAAAUCUCAGUCAAAUGUUAAUCGUCGAAACGGAAUGUCAAGAGAGCUAGACAAUGGUUAUUAUCCAUCAAAGCGGAGGCAAAAGGAAGCAUCGUUAAAGCUGAAUAAUUGUAGUCCUUUGAACGGUUUAUCUCCAAUCCCUCCUCUUGAGCCAUAUCCGAGUCCCGAGUCGAUUAGCUCUGCUGCGGAGAAGAAAUGUUUGAUUCCAGUGCCAAGUUUUGAGGAGGUUACUGCUAAUGCUAGAAGACGUUUAAAUACAUCCCCAAUGCCGGUUAGUAGAGAGGCUGCUUCCAACACAAACAGCGGUUCUGACAUAACGAAGGAAGAUGUGAAGAACAAUUCUCCUUUGGAUAGUAAGGAUGUUCAGGUUCCUAGUACUACCAAAGAUAAAAAAUCAGAAAAACCGAAGAUAAUCAAGGUUUAUUCUUUCGCGGAUCUGAUUACUACGACAAACCGAAGAAACAUUCAAACAAAGGAAAGGUCUUUGAACCAUGAGAAGAAACUUGGAAUUGGUGUGGAUAUUGUUGAGCCGAUAAAAUGUAAUGAAGUGACCAAGUGUGAGGUUAAUGCUGCCACAAUGUCUCUGCAAAAACGUAACAAGAGAGGUGUCUCUUUGGUCGAACGUUUCACAGAAGAAGAGAUAAAGCUGCAUAUAAUGAGUCUUAAGAAGCCAAGUAUUCAGAGCGCAACCAGAGAAAUGUGUGACCACAAGGAGGAGGAGGAGGAUGAGGAACCAUGUCAAUUGUGUGUUAAUGGCAGACUCUUGUAUCCACCACCCCCUUUAUACUGCUCAUUAUGCAACCGCCACAUCGAUGACGAAUCUUUCUAUUACACCCCCGGGGAAGAAGAACUAACCGAUGCGAAACAUCAGAUCUGCAGUCCUUGUCACACUAAAUGUAAAACCAAGUUCACUUUAUGUGGAAUCUUUAUCGACAAAAACAAAAUGCUUAAAAGGAAUAACGUUGACAACGGAGAUACGGAGGAGUGGGUUCAAUGUGAAUCUUGCGAAAAAUGGCAACAUCAGAUAUGUGGUCUCUACAAUAAGCAUAAAGAUCAAGACAAGACUGCAGACUAUUUUUGUCCUCAAUGUUUAUUAAAGGAGCUUAAAAGUAUCAACAACAUGCGACUCGAUGACAAUACGGAUUCUUCGGGAGCAAAAGAUUUGCCGGAAACCAUCCUCAGCUACUUUUUAGAGCAAAGGCUAUUCAAGCGCCUCAAGGAAGAAAGACACCAAACCGCAAAGGCUACUGGGAAGAGCAUCCAUGAUGUAUCUGAACCAGAAGGUCUUACUCUCAGAGUCGUGUUUUCGGCUGAUAAAACCCUAACCGUCAACAAACAAUUUGCCAAUUCACUUCACAGAGAAAACUUUCCUAGUGAAUUCCCUUACAGAUCAAAGGUUAUUCUUCUAUUUCAGAAAGUCGACGGAGUUGAUAUAUGCAUCUUUGCCUUGUUUGUCCAAGAGUUUGGAUCAGAAUGUAGCCAACCAAAUCAACGCAGCACAUACAUCGUAUAUCUAGAUUCCGUCAAGUACUUUAGACCUGAGAGAGUAACAUUCGGAGGAGAAGCUCUUCGAACUUUCGUUUAUCAUGAGAUAUUGAUUGGAUAUCUUGAGUAUUGUAAGCUCCGGGGUUUCACGACGAGUUAUAUAUGGGCGUGUCCACCAAAGAAAGGACAAGACUACAUUAUGUAUUCUCAUCCUAAGACUCAGCAAACCCCCCAAACUAAGAAGCUUCGCCAAUGGUAUAUGUCAUUGCUCCAAAAAGCAGCAGAGCGGAGGAUAGUGAUGAAUGUUACAAACUUGUAUGAUCGGUUCUUCGUUUCAACAGAGGAACAUAUGACAGCUGCACGGUUGCCUUACUUUGAAGGAUCUUUCUGGUGCACUCGGGCUGAGAUUUUGACUCAAGAGAUUGAGAAAGAAGGCAAUAAUGAGUUGCAGAAGAAGGUUAAAUUGCUUUCUAGAAGAAACGUAAAGACUAUGAGCUACAAAACUACGGCUGGUGUUGAUGUUGAUGAUGUAAAAAACGUUCUCGUAAUGGAAAAGCUCGCGAAAGAGGUAUUCCCAUUUAAGGAGGAUUUCAUGGUGGUGGAUUUGAAUUAUUCAUGCACACGCUGUUCGAAAGCCAUAUUAUCGGGAUUGAGAUGGUUUUGCGAGAAGUGCAAGAAUCUUCAACUGUGUGAAAGCUGCUAUGAUGCAGAACAAGAGCUUCCUGGGGAACACAUAUAUAAGAGGAAUGAGAAAGAGAAGCAUCAGCUCUCUAAGGUUCAGGUGAACGGCGUACUGUCUUCUACAACAGAGGAUAAUGAUAUCAUCCAAGAAAACGAUAUGUUCGAAAGCAGACAAGCGUUCUUAGAUUUUUCUCAAAAGCAUAACUACAACUUUCACACGCUUCGACAUGCCAAGCAUUCUUCGAUGAUGAUACUUCACCAUCUUCACACUUCAAACAAGCAACAUCACUCUCAAAACACUAGCAGUCUCACCUGCACGGCCUGCAAAAAAGAUGUGUCGACCACGAUUUACUUCCCUUGUUUGCUCUGUCCGGAUUACCGAGCUUGCACUGGAUGCUAUACCAAAAACACAACCCUGCGUCAUCUUCAUAUUUUCCCCACACUCCCUUCAGCUAAUGGAGCGCCGCCUAGAACCGUAAUGGUUCUUGAGAUAUUGAACGCAAUAUCGCAUGCGUUUCUGUGCCAAGCCACGACCACUAAGUCAUGCUCAUACCCGAAAUGCCAUGAAGUUAAACAGAUUGUGGCAGACAAUAAGGAUUCACGCGCACCAUUGCCAAGAUCUCAAAUGCCCCGUACCGCACUGCAGAGACAGGAAGGAAGUCUUGAUCAGGAAGGUGUAAAGGCACUAACAGAGGAUUCAGACGGACUAAUGUGUACAUUGCUUAGGUGCUCUGAUAGUUUUUAAAGAGAAACUGUACAGAAGCUAAAACCUUCUCUUACAUCGAUAAUUAUUCUGUUUUUAAUACUGUCAAGAGUGAUGGACUCAGGUCUUGUUUCAAAUG
Molecule: messenger RNA, 5369 nt
Organism: Arabidopsis arenosa
Lineage: Eukaryota; Viridiplantae; Streptophyta; Magnoliopsida; Brassicales; Brassicaceae
Source: the annotation of a GenBank genome assembly